This is a messenger RNA of Torulaspora globosa, 1164 nucleotides long. RefSeq names its product DNA-directed DNA polymerase delta subunit POL31 (gene POL31). Gene Ontology annotation, cellular component: delta DNA polymerase complex. Lineage: Eukaryota; Fungi; Ascomycota; Saccharomycetes; Saccharomycetales; Saccharomycetaceae. The record is from RefSeq and is a predicted model, not a curated record. The transcript has a single exon. Gene Ontology annotation, biological process: DNA strand elongation involved in DNA replication; DNA replication. Gene Ontology annotation, molecular function: DNA binding. Bases 1 to 1164 code for a protein of 387 amino acids.
AUGAAGGCAAAAGUUUUGGAUAUUCAGGGAAAAGAACCAUGUUGGGCGAUUGGAACUGUUUACUGCGAGUUGAAGUACAAGCCCAACAUCUUGGAAGAGGUAAUAAAUGACGUCUAUCGAGCUCCCGAUCUAACCAAAAGCUACACUGAUCCUGAAGGCAGUGACGAAAUAAUGUUGGAAGAUGAGAGUGGGCGGGUUUUGUUAGUUGGUGAGAACAUUAGAGCUACUCCCUUCAUAACAGGUGCAGUCAUCGGCGUACUGGGUAUGGAAGCCGACGCUGGAACUUUCCAGGUACUUGACAUUUGCUAUCCGAUACCUAUACCUCAAAAACCUUUGAGUCUUAGCCCAGGGCGCAGUGCGGUAGCGGGAAAUAAGAAGAUCGCAGUUGUUUCUGGUCUUAACAUUAGCACAACUUCUCCGCGUCGUUUACUGAAAUUACAGUUAUUACAAGAAUAUCUCACUGGCAAUCUAUGCUCACCCGAACUGAUCUCAAACAUCGGUAAAUUGCUUGUAUGCGGAGAUUCCUUGUCGUUCAAGUUCGACACCAGCUCAAGCGGUGAGCUUGUGAAUUGUCUGAGUACAUUAGGAAAUUUCUUGAGUAAUGUGACCCAAUCAAUCCCCGUGGCUUUGAUGCCAGGUGCAAAAGAUCCUAGUAAUAGAUCUUUACCCCAGAAACCGCUUCAUAAGGCGCUAUUUAGCCAAACUCUUGGAGCCCAUCUCGAAGAGGUGAACCGAGAUGUUCUCAAGCUGGUUACAAAUCCUUAUUAUUUCCAUAUAGAGGGUCUGGAGAUACUUGCAACGGCAGGCCAGAGUAUCAAUGAUAUUUGCAAGUAUUUGAUACCUAAUCAAGGCAGCUCACAAGAGGAAGAUACGAUCGAACACAGGUUGGAUCUCAUGGAGUGUACAAUGAAGUGGCAGAACAUAGCACCGACAGUACCUGAUACGCUAUGGGCCUAUCCCUUUCCAAGCUCGGAUCCUUUUCUGCUAGACGAAUGGCCUCAUGUGUACAUUGUGGGUAAUCAACCAGGCUAUGGAUUCAGAGAUUUAGAUGUGCACGGAAGGAAAAUAAAACUGAUAUCUAUUCCCGUAUUCAGCUCGACCGGUGAUGUGGUUUUACUAGAUCUGACGACCUUGGAAACCGAAGUAAUCAAUAUAGGAGCAUAA